This is a messenger RNA of Cladophialophora immunda, 1277 nucleotides long. RefSeq lists its product as uncharacterized. Bases 272 to 1240 code for a protein of 322 amino acids. The record is from RefSeq and is a predicted model, not a curated record. Lineage: Eukaryota; Fungi; Ascomycota; Eurotiomycetes; Chaetothyriales; Herpotrichiellaceae. The transcript has 3 exons.
AGACCUCCAAACUGUGUCCAAAUUGGGGAUGUUCGGACUUUGCUCGAUCUCCUCGAGCAAUCUGAUGCGGCGGAUUAGUGUGAACGUCGUUGUCGCAAGACUUAUUUAAACUCGACUGUCGAGGACCCGAAGCAUACACCCUUCAUUCCAACCGGGUUACAAACAAUCGUCGAGGUUUGACUGACGACAGAGAUCCGAUUCCGGCAAGUGUACACGCGCAGCGACGUCAUCUCGGAGCAGCUAUCAUCAGAGCACGUUCUACCUUGCAACAAUGUCCUCAGCAGCGUCUCCAGCAUGCAAAAAGCUCCUGAUCUUUGGAGCAACCGGGCUUAUUGGGAGUCGCAUUACCCGUGAAAUUGUUCGCAACAAGUCCAAAUUUGAGAGGAUCGCCGUGUUCACGUCACAGGGCACCUCCGAGUCCAAGGCAAGCGAGUUACAAGGCCUGGAAAAGGAAGGGGUAGAUAUCAUCGUAGGCGAUAUAACCAAAUCAGACGACGUGGUCAAGGCGUAUCAAGACAUUGACACCGUCAUUUCUUGCGUUGGCAGAAACGUGAUUGAACACCAGAUCGAGCUGGCGCGCCUCGCCAACGACAGUCCUUCGGUCCACAGGUUCUUUCCGUCCGAAUACGGGACUGAUAUCGCGCACGGGCCGGCGUCAGCCCACGAGAAACCACACCAGAAGAAGUUGCUGGUUCGAGCGGCGCUCCAGACUUGUGACCGCCUGGACUAUACCUAUGUGGUCACGGGCCCUUAUGCGGAUGGCGAACCCGGCCUCUACUUCGGUGCAAACCCCGUGGUCAAGGAAGCCGGGACGUUCGACGUCAAGAACAAAGAAGCUGUAUUGCUCGGCGAUGGGAAUCUCAAGGUCAGCUUUACCACCAUGAAAGACGUUGGCAAGCUUGUGGUUCUCGCUGCCCUCCAUCCGGACGCUAGUCGGAACAAGGCACUUCGAGUCAACUCUUUUACCGCCACCGACUCGGAGAUCCUCAAGGAAUUUGAAAAGCAGACCGGCGGACAGCCCUGGAAGGUGUCCUGUACGAGCCUCGACACUUUGAAGAAGCUUGAAAAGGAAGCUUGGGAUGCUGGGAAGCCGUAUGCGACCAUCUUCACCUUGAAGAGGAUUUGGGCCGAGGGCGGCACCCUGUACGACAAGCGGGACAAUGAUUUGAUCGAGGCGGAGAACGUGAUGGAGACGCUCGCAGAUGCUGUUGCAGAAGCCAUAAGAGUUCAAACGAGUUAAGGCAUAGGUAGUCAGAGAGAACACGCAUGCAUACAAC